This is a messenger RNA of Hemiscyllium ocellatum (epaulette shark), 6585 nucleotides long. RefSeq names its product protein regulator of cytokinesis 1b (gene prc1b). Lineage: Eukaryota; Metazoa; Chordata; Chondrichthyes; Orectolobiformes; Hemiscylliidae. Gene Ontology annotation, molecular function: microtubule binding. The record is from RefSeq and is a predicted model, not a curated record. The transcript is spliced from 14 exons. The coding region runs from base 225 to 2063 and encodes 612 amino acids. Gene Ontology annotation, cellular component: spindle; mitotic spindle midzone; cytoplasm. Gene Ontology annotation, biological process: microtubule cytoskeleton organization; mitotic spindle midzone assembly.
GGAAAAUUUGAAUCGAACGAGAAUAACGGCCGCAACCGUCAAGAAGCGAGCAGCUGGAGAGCUAGAGACACCGGAGGUAGGGAGGGCGAGAGAGAGACAGAGAAACCCAGAGACACCGACACAUCCAGAGGGUGAGAUCCUGAGAGGAGGAGAGGGAGACCGGACACCGUGAUUUCCCGCUAAACUGACCCCCCGUGAGGGAGCGGACCCGGCAGAGCCGCGGGAUGGUGAGAAAAAGUGAUGCUCUGGCCACAGAGUCAGUGACAUGUCUCAAUGGAGCACUUGCCCAUCUACGGAAUAUCUGGGAAGAGAUAGGGAUUCCAGAAGAUCAACGAUUACAAAGAACUGAAGUUGUUAAAAAGCAUAUCAAGGGCUUAUUGGAUAUGAUGAUUGCAGAGGAAGAAAAUCUGAGGCAGAGGCUGAAAAAGAGUAUCGAUAUGUGCCAGAAGGAACUCCACGCUGUGUGCCAGGAACUCAAUUUGGUUGUUUACUUGCCAGAAGAAGAUUGCACAAUGCUGCAAUUGGAGAAAGAUCUGCGGACACGAUUGGAGGUUCUUCUGAAGCAGAAGAAAGAGAGGAUGCUGAAAUUAAAGAGCCUUAAAGAUCAAGAUGAGGAACUUUGUGACAUUCUCUGUGCAACAGCCUAUCCCAUUGAUGCUGACGCUGUCCCUAGUCUUCAACAACUUGAUGCAUUUCAAGAGCAUAUUGCUUCACUUAAUAUAGAGAAGGAACGUAGAAGGGCUGAGUUUGUUGAAACAAAGAGAAAAAUCAUUCUUUGUAUGGAGGAACUUGACCAACUGCCAGACACCAGUUUUGAAAGAGAUAUUGUGUGUGAGGAUGAAGAUGCUUUCUGUCUGUCCAAUGAGAAUAUUAUCGGUCUGAAAACACUUCUUCAACAGUUGGAGGUAAAGAGAAGUCAGAAUGAGAGCAAAUGCUCCGAGCUGAGAAAUCAAAUAAUUAACCUGUGGGACUGGCUGCAAAUUUCCCAAGAAGAACGUGAUACCUUUUCUGCAAACAUGGUUGGUUCCAGGGCUAAGACAAUGCAGGCAUUGCAGACAGAGUUGGAGCGCCUCGAAAUCCUUAAACAACAGAACAUGAAAAAUGUGAUUGAAUCAGUCAGACGAGAGCUGGCAACACAUUGGGAGAAAUGUUUCUUUAGUUCUGCACAACGGCAAGAAUUUGCUCCAUACUAUGAUGAGGACUAUACGGAGGAACUAUUGCAGCUACAUAACCUGGAGCUUAAUCGACUAAAGGAGUACUACCAAGCGCACCAACAACUUUUUGAGGGUAUCUGGAAGUGGGAAGAAAACUGGAAGCUUUAUCUGAGUUUUGAGAAGAAAGCAGCAGACCCAAACCGGUUCACCAACCGAGGGGGGAAUCUGUUAAAAGAAGAAAAGCAGAGAACAAAGCUUUGCAAAAUGCUACCGAAACUGCAGGAAGAGUUGAAAAUUCAGAUUGCUGCUUGGGAACAGGAACAUCAUUCGCAGUUUCAAGUUAAUGGACAAAAUUUUAUGGAUUAUGUGACAGAACAAUGGGAACUGCAUAAAUUGGAGAAAGAACGAGAGAAACAAGAGCGGCAACUGAAAAAGAACAAGUUAAUUGAGGAGGAGAUGCUGUAUGGCAGUGCCCCCAAAACCCCAAACAAAAGAAGGCUUAAUGCACUGAAUACCCCAGGGAAAUUACGAAAGCUAAAUGGUACGUCAAUCGCCAAUGCCACCCCAAACAGCACCCUUCGCUGCGCCACUGGCGGUAGUGUUUGUUACUCACCCAUCUCCCGACCCCCACUAUCAGGACGCAAGCCAGGACAACCUGUGCGCACACCAGGAUAUUCAGCUACAAAGCCCCCUCGUUUUGGCCUGGUUGAAAGGAAUAAAGAGAACAUUUCUCAUCUCAAUGCAACAGCAAUGAGUGGUGCGUCCACCGUCUCCACCCCACAGCAUAAUCUCAGCAUAAAUUCAGUUGCCACCACAUAUUCUGAGUUUGCGCGAGAACUUUCAAAAGCUUCCAAAUUUGACCGUCAGUCACGAAUUCUCAACUCUACAACCAGCAACAUCCAAACCUGAUCUGUCAGCAAGAAACCAGUGGAGAGUUGGACUACUCAGAAAUUACACCUGCAUGUGCACAAAAUGAAGUCUGCAUAUACUCUAUAUAAUGUGUUGUGAUUGAACUGGCAUGUUAGGAUGUAUUACUUCAAACUCAAAUGCAGAUUAUGUGAAAAAUGCAGCAGAUGACCACAAGUAAUACAAAUGUUUUCCUAAACUGUACAUAAAAUAAAAGUCAUUGUCAAAUGGGAAUUAAUAACCAUGAGCAUAAUUUUUAGGUGUACUUCUAAUGUGAAGAAUUUCAAAUUUUCCUGUUGAAUAACCCUCAACCAUUGCACUACAUUUGAAGCUAAAUUCAAAAUACUAAUAUUCCAAAUGUUUUAAGAAGUUGCUUUCUUGAAACACUGAAAGAGGUAGAAGGAUCAGCAAUUAGGAGAUUUCAAAGCUCAACUGCAAAAGUUUUUUUACCCACUAAACUAUCUUGUCCAAUUUCUGUUUUAAGUACUGUAUGAAAGUUGCAUGCCAGUACUUUCUAAAGUUAAAAUGAUCUAUUUUUUGGUCAUCGAUCUAUCUAAUCACUUAAUUUACAGUUUCAAAGUAGCCUGCAAUAAAUUACUUUAAUUCCAUUGUUAAGCAGAAAACCCAAACCCUUCAUGCUGGUACUAAUUGUGUUACUUUCCUAAUUCACCGUAUUGUGUGUAAUACUAAACUUAAUGAAACCUUGUCGAGAACUUGGCAGAGCCUGUAAAUGUUUUCUGUCUUUAAACUUUUAUAUCACUGAUAGCAAAAAUGAACUCCAACAGUAUAAUUGACUAUGCCAACCAAACAGUUGUGAAUUAGAUUAAUGGAAAGUAAUGACGUUGACAUUAAUGUUAGAUCCCAUUCAGAUUAAUAUAUAUUGAUACCUAAUAGGCUGAUAAUUCUUAACAUAUUCCGUGUUCCCUGUGUUUGCCUUUUUCACAUAAUCAGCUUUCAUGAUCCUUUUGUGCCUAGUUUAAAAUAAUUUCUGCAGAUUUAGAUUGUGUAAAUAUUAUUUUAUUAAGCUAAUCAUGAAGUUUUGCACCUUUUUAUAUUUUCUCUUAUUUAUUCAUAUUAACUUCUUUCUUUUUUAAUAAUUUACAAAUUUUAUGUAAAGUAGUUAUGAGUGAUGAAAAGUUUUUAAACACUAAUGAUUAGUCACAGCUGCAGAGCCGUUGCUACCAAAUAGUGUAAUAUUCUCUGGGCUGGCAUUAACUUAUCUACUAUUUGAGAAGAUUCUCAGUUUGCUGUAUAUUGCAUAUGAUUUUCUGUAUUUGGUUGAAUUAAUUCAUUAGUGUAAGUACAAUUUAUUGAAUCUUGGGAGUGAACAGUCUUCUAUCAUAGAGGUUUUCAUCUUCAGUUAACUUAAAGGGGAAGGAAAGCCUAGGUGGAGUUCUUUAUUUUUGAGUAAUCUCUCACUUUUUUUAAGAUUUUUAAAAUAUGUAAAAAUCAUUAUUUACCAAGUUUCAAUGGAGCUGGUCUGGUGUAUGCAAUUGCUGUUAGAAGUAUUCGGCAAAUUGAUAGAGGACAUCCCUGAUCCUGAUGUAUCUUGAGGCCAAAAUAAUAAUUGGUUUUUUAAUAAAAUGAACUGGAAUGACCUUGAUAUGUCAUGCUUAUCAGUUAAUGUAUAAAUUGCAAAUUAGGUUGCUUAAAACAAAACAUUUAUCUUGAAUUUCAUAUUUUCUUAGCAUUCCAUCUGGAACUGCAGACAGGUCAUAAGAGCUUCAAAGGAUGUUGACCAAUUUAUUUUUGCCUUUCAGUAGUGCAGUCUAACUAGAAAAUUCAGAGCAGCUCCAUCAAAAGCUUUUUGCCAAAAGGCAAGUUGGGUAUUCACCAAGCCUUUUUCUUCAGAUGCUGGUAAAACCAAUGAUCAAAAUGUAUCCCAUUCUGUUGUGUUGUAAUUUAUAUAUCACCAUUAUAGCAGCAAAUAUAUAACUUUGAUGAUUUGAAACCACUUUAUAUGAACAGAUCCUUUGAAAAAUUACUCUCAAUGAGAAAAGGAUAUGGAUAGAGGUAUUUGUUCAUGAUUUGCUGAAAACGAGUCCUGUGCUCGUCUGAAGAAAAUCAAGGCCAUUUUGAAUAGUUUAAUGAUUUGAAAAUUCAGGUUCAGAGUUGACUGCCAUGGGCAGAAUCUGUGGGUAAGAUGGACAAACAAAGUUAGUACUUUUUUUUUUGGCAAUGUCUCCAUGCAGCAGUGAAUCAUGUGCCUCUGUUUUAACUCAAGAUCCAUUGAACUUUACAAAUUGUUCAGAUAUUUUUCUGCCAACCUUAGAAAUUUGAACAAUGCCUUUUUUCUUUUUGAAAAGACCAUAAACAUUUUUCUGUAAAUCUAUAAAUUUCCAAUGAGUAAAGGUACCCAAGAAAAGUUAAUGUAAUUAAAUCAAACUAAGUGCCAAGGUGUGUACAUAUCAUCUAAGAUGGGAUUGCACCCCACCAUGUUUAUACAGAACAACCUAAGCUACAGCAAGUACUUUGGAACUCUAUGCCUGUAAGGACAGGGUGGGAAAUCUUUUUGGUGACUUAAGCUCUAAAUAUUAGCAAAUAUGAUGUCAGCAUUGUAUGACUACUGGUUUGAGCAUACCUUUAAACUGUACAAUGUUUUGAGUUUCAGUUUAACUGUCUAUUCAUCAUUUGCACAUCUAAAGUCUUGUGUACUAUUUAUAUCUUGCUUUUACCCCACAUCAGCCGAAAACACAGCAAAUCAACUGUUGCCCUUACGCGUAUUGUAGUAGUAUUAAUUACGAAAAGCUGAAAUACUGUAUCAUUUGUAAUAUUGUCAUGUGACCCCAAACAUGUAAUCUAUGUGCUUGCAUUUGAAUGCAAUUCAAGGCGGCUACCCUGCUCUAUUUGAAUUUCAUUCAGCAUCUCCCUUCAUUACUGUAAUUUCUGAAGAGCCAACUUUCAGCACUAAUUCACAAUGCGUCAGUGUAUGAAAAAAAAAUCAUUGAAAUGUGUGGUGUCCUCAUUACUUGUAUCUGUGCCAUUUUGAUGUAAAUGUCAAAUUAUUUCUUGCCAUUUCAGCAGAGAAUAGAUGAAAGCAUGCAAGUAUUUAAAAGUUACAACAGUAUAGAGUAGGGACCAAGAAGUUUGCACAAGUAUAUAAGGAAUAGAACUGUAUGGAUUAUUGUAAAGUAUUUAACAUUUUCAUUUGAGAUGUGUACAUUGCUGGUAACAGUAAGUAUUGUCCAUCCCUAAAUGCUUUUGAAAUGGAACGAGUGAGUGAUGACCUUGAGUCAUUGUAAUCUGAUGUAGGAUCGGAGUUCCAAGUUCUGACCCAGUGAUUAAUUUAUAAUAGUUCCAAGUCAAGUUGGUGUAUAGUUUUGAGUGGAACUUGCAGGUCGUGACAUUACCAGGUUUUUGCUGGUCUUGUUCUCUGGCUGGUAAAGAUUCUGGGUUUGGGUUGGUCCUGUCACAUGACCCUUAAAGUUGUUCAAAUGCAUCUUAUAGGGAAUGUUGAAUUUGCUGGGAAUGCCAAUCAAGUGAGCUGCUUUUUGAAUGCUGUUAGGACCACGCACGCCCAGAUAAAUAGAAGGUAUUCAUCCCAUUACUGACUUGUAAGCCAUCUACAAGAUACAUACUCUGGAGAGUUAUUUCGUGCAGAAUCUCCAGCCCCUGAUUUAUUGAUUUAAUAGUAUUUGAGCUCCUUGGCUAGGUAGAGGUGUUGCACAACAGAGUCUGGGUUAUUGUCUAAUACAUUUUGUUUGAUGUAAAUUUAUUUUUAAAUUGUUGAUUCAUCUCCAUAUGUUCUUUUCAAUAUGUGGUUUUCUGAUGAACUACCAUGGAGUUAAUCCUCUUAACUUCCAAUAGUUUUAUUUGGUUAAUCUUCUCGGUUGGAUUUUAGCAGUCAGAUACAAAAGAGUUGGGCCCAAAUAUACAAGGUGCAGCUGUUUAAGCAGUCAUUUCGAUCUCUUAUCAAUGCUCAUUUUACUAGGGCAAAAGUCUCCAACUCCAGAAGGAGAUACCUUACAAACAUCCUGCAACUCUAAUCUGCGAUGGGUGUACUCUGGUUUUCUCCGUUCCACUGUUGCCCAAACGUAACAUUCUCACUGCUCACAGCAUGCUUCAUGUGACAUUGAGUCUCUGUUUCUCCCUACCAGUAAAUCUGUUCCCUAUAGACAGCCCCAUUAUUGUAACCCAACAAGAUUCCAAAAUUCCAUUCUAAUUUCAAAAUGGUUGUAAGAUAUUGCUCAUUGUUGAUCAUAGAGAGGUAAAGGAGCAUAUGUUAGUUUAGACAUGGAUAUAUUAUAAAUGUAAGAUAAAAGGAACAGUUUUUAACAAAGAUUUAAAGGGUGUCUUAAAUAUUUAGCCAACUUAAUUGCUGCUGUUUAGUGGCCAUCUGGCACAAGUUAAAAGCUUGAUUCUUUGAGAGUAAUCAUUUUGGCGAUGUCUGCAGCUGACAGCUUUUUUAGCAUAUCAUUAUCCAAAGCCAUCUGAUCUCAGUAAUGUAAGUGAAAAGCACCCAGAUCUUGUUUAGUUUCCCUUCUUUUGAGCUGGAAUGUGAAGCGAUUAAAGCUGCUUUGUGGCA